Engraulis encrasicolus (European anchovy) is the source of this 5783-nucleotide messenger RNA. RefSeq names its product sterile alpha motif domain containing 4A (gene samd4a). Gene Ontology annotation, molecular function: mRNA binding; translation repressor activity; protein binding. The coding region runs from base 1532 to 3808 and encodes 758 amino acids. Gene Ontology annotation, biological process: regulation of mRNA stability; nuclear-transcribed mRNA poly(A) tail shortening; negative regulation of translation. The transcript is spliced from 14 exons. NCBI's taxonomy places the organism in Eukaryota, Metazoa, Chordata, Actinopteri, Clupeiformes, Engraulidae. Gene Ontology annotation, cellular component: P-body. The record is from RefSeq and is a predicted model, not a curated record.
AAUAUUUAGGUUUUAUUAGUCUUGUGUUUUAUGAAACAGUUUAUUGGUGAUGAUUGUAGCCCGAGUUAACUCCAAAAGCUGACUUCACCCAAAAUCAGAUCACAGACGGAGGAGGAAGAGACGAGGGAAGUGCCGACUAUUGGAUGGAAUGCGCUACGACUCUACUUCACUUACAAUAAAGAAUUGUGUAGGGGGUAGGAAGUCUUGUGGGUCGUCUCUGUAAGACCACCGACAUAUGACACACUUUCAGGACUAGUGAAAACUAACCCGAAAAGUGCCAGCGUAGCUAAAAAGAGUGUAAAGUUGGUCUUUCGCAGUGGAUUUGCGCCAUAUGUGGGAGCAUUGGAUUUGGAUAUGGAAUGCUAGACUUGGUCGCCCCUCCUCUAGCGCGCAUUUAUAGACCACAUAACUUCAGUCUUGUUUGGAUAUUUGUUCGGUUUGCUUUGGAAAUCCGUUCACAUUUUUUCCUUCUUCCUCAAACCGUAAUCGCUGUCAGUCGGCUCCAUAGGAUAGGGUCGGCAAUGCGAUCUGUCCCCAACUCCAUUCUCUAUUUUUGUGCUUCCUUGUGCUGCCAAGCCCCUGACGUAAUGCUUCGUGUUAAUUAUUAGCAUGUGGGAAGCUAUGCCGAGACUCUCUGGUUGAACAAGAGCAACUGUAGGGAGGAAAAGUUAGUCAAGAUGGCAAAACACACCGACCCGGAGUGAAGGGGCACCGCUCCCCCCGAUUUUGGAAAAUUGUUGCGCCCGUCCAGUGACCAGGACCGCCGAUGCAACUCUGCCUUGAAGUCUUGGGUGCUCAGUCUCAGCGGAAAAUGCCUUCACCAGUGGCGGCGGAGAGGCAGUGACGACCUGUCGAGACGCGCCACUCCUGCUCCUCCUGCUCAGUCUCCUGCUCGCGGCACCUUCCGUGACCCCCAGUGCCUAAAGCGGUGGAGUGCAUUGGGGCACCCAGUGCAGAGGACCCCCCCUGAAACUCUCUCUCCCCAUCCCCACCACCAACCUCAUGUCCGGCCCUGUGCCGCGCUACGCCACGCUACACCACGCCGCGCCACAUCACCAGUACCCAAGCAAGCAAGCAUGACACUACAGCCCAGCACUAACUGAGCUGAGGAACUAAAGUGACAACCCUCUCAUGUGGCAAGAAGUGCGGGCCAGCAGGAAGGACGAGGCCUUGAAGCAGAGAACAGCACAGCACAGCACUUCAGAGCAGAAGACUGGAACCAGGACACGUACAAGUGUUUUGUUCUCUCCUGGUAACCCUGCUGGAGGCACCGCAGCACAACAAACCACAGAGCUCGGCACAGCACAGCAGAGCAGAGCCGAGCAGUGUUAUAAUCACCCCCCUCAACCCCAGUCCACCUCCAAGCUGCCUUGACCUGUCCUUAACCCAGCGCCCCGGUCAGCGCUGUCUGGCUUCUAGUUUCCCCGCCUCCUUUUAACACCAGCCUCACCCCCCGACCCCUACACACACACCUACACCCCCCACCCCACCCCACCCCAUUUCUCCUCCGCCGGUGCCCGUCCCGCGGACCAUGAUGUUUCGCGACCAGGUGGGCGUGCUGGGCAGCUGGUUCAAGGGGUGGAACGAGUGUGAGCAGACGGUGGCCCUGCUGUCUCUGCUGAAGAGGGUGAGCAAGACGCAGGCCCGCUUCCUGCAGCUCUGCUUGGAGCACUCGCUGGCCGAGUGCACGGAGCUGCACGUUCUAGAAUCGGAAGCCAACAACCCAGUGCUCAUCAGCCAAUGGCAGGGCGAGACGAAGGAGCGCGUGAUCUCAUUGGUGCUGACGCACCUGCCGCUGCUGAAGCCGGGCAACAUGGAGGCGAAGGGGGAGUACAUGCGCCUCCUCCCCAAGAUCCUGGCGCACACCAUCGAGCACGGACGCCACCUGGAGGAGAGCCGACAGCUCCUGUCCUACGCCCUCAUCCACCCGGCCACCUCCCUGGAGGACCGCUCCGCACUGGCCCUCUGGCUGAGCCACCUGGAGGAGCACGCUGCCUCGCGGGGAGACUCCUUGGAGAGGGCAGGAGGAGGAGGAGGAGGAGGAGGAGGAGGAGGAAGGGAUGGGGGAGUGACGAGUGUUGCUGGGCAGCAGAGCAGUGGGCAUCAGGUGGCACCCGGGGCGCACCUAUACGCGCCGCAUCACCAGCGGUACGGCUCUGACGACCGGCUGAACGGGUGGCAGGGGUCGCGGGACUCAGGGCUGGGCAGCUGGCAGCAGCAGGAGAACGGGCACCUCAGCCUCUACCCCUCCGCAUCCGUACCUGCCACCAUCAACACCGUGGGCACCGGCCAGUGCACCAGCACCAUGCUGUCUGGCGGGGGUGCAGGGGGGGGCAGCCAGCACAGUCACAGCCACAGCCACAGCCACAGCCACAGUCCCCUGAAGCGCUCGGUGUCUCUGACGCCCCCCAUGAGCGGGCCCUCGUGCCAGCCCCUCGGCCACGGCUGGCUCUCUCAAGAGGACCUGCGGGGCCGCGGCUGUAGCGCCGGGGGCUCGGGCUCGGGCUCGUGCUCCGGAGGGGGCGUAGGCUCCGGAGUGGGGGAUCACGCGCCCCUGUCCCCCCAGAGCAGCGUGGCGUCGUCGGGCAGCGGGGGCAGCGAGCACCUGGACUGCUGCUGCGGUGACGCCGCCGCCUCCGGCCUGGGCCUUGCCAUCCACGGCCUGCGCACCACCUUCCACCAGGAGGGCAGCGGCAUGCGCGAUGUGCCGGCAUGGCUUAAGAGUCUGCGUCUCCACAAGUACGCCGCCCUCUUCUCCACCAUGACGUACGACGAGAUGAUGUCACUCACCGAGGAACAGCUCGAGUCACAGAAUGUCACCAAAGGGGCGCGACACAAGAUCAUCAUCAGCAUUCAGAAGCUCAAGGAGAGGCAGAACAUGCUACGAUCCCUGGAGAAGGAUGUGCUAGAGGGAGGUAAUCUGCGUGCCCCUCUCCAAGAGUUGCACCAGAUGAUCUUGACGCCCAUCAAGUCCUUCAGCUGCGACGAGCCUUCCCAGCAUCCCCUGCUGGGCCCCGAGGCGGCGGGGAAGGCGGGGCUCCCACCUGGUUCCCACCUGGCCGGGGGCUCUCACCUGGGCGGAACGGAGGCGGAGUCUAGCACCAGCAUCAUCUCGGAGGGGGACAUACCUGGCCAGUUCACACGCGUCAUGGGCAAAGUUUGCACACAGCUCCUGGUGUCAAGGUCGGAUGAGGAGAAUAUCAGCUCCUACCUGCAGCUCAUUGAUAAGUGCCUAAUACACGAGGCAUUCACGGAGACCCAGAAGAAGCGUCUGUUGUCGUGGAAACAGCAGGUCCAGCGCCUGUUCCGCUCUUUUCCACGAAAGACGCUGCUUGAUAUGGCCGGCUACCGCCAGCAGAGGAGCCGUGGGUUUGGCCAGUCCAGUUCUCUGCCUACCGCGGGGUGCGUGGGUAGCGGGGUGUCAGCCCGUAGGAACCUGCGCCAGUUCGGGAUGCCCUCUCGCAGCCUACCCGGGGCACGGCUGGGGCUACUGGGCACCGCGGGGCUACUCGGACCAACCCCACGCAGCGCCAGCUCCACGCCCACGGGACUCAAACAGGGCCGACAGGGUCUCUGGUUUGCCAAUCCAGGGGGCAGUAACAGCAUGCCAAGUCGAAGCCACAGCUCAGUCCAGAGGACGCGCUCCUUACCCGUACACACCAACCCCAACACCAUGGUCAUGUUCCAACAAUCAGAUUCACAGUUGUCCGUGACUGAGCCAGAUAUCAACAACCGUCUGGAGUCUCUGUGUCUGAGUAUGACAGAACACGCACUCGGAGAUGGCGUAGACCGGACGUCCACCAUCUGAGGGCAGCAAGUGAGCGGAGCGGAGCAGAGCGAGGAGCAGAGAGAACCCAGGACGCCGGCGCUUCCCUGACCCCUGACCCCAGCUACCGCGAAAGGUCAACGAAAGGUCACCCAAGUUCACCAGAGGUCACUCGGAGUCCCCCAAACCCCACCCACCAUGCACCGACUGGCCAAUCAGCCGCCCUGCAUCCCCACCCUGCACACGCACAAGCUCAACAGCCAAUGGGAGGUGGAGCCCCGGGUAGGGGGUGGACCCGACCAAUGACGUGUGAGCUAGAGAGAGAGAGAGGGAGGGUCCACCACUGCUACCGCCAUGUCCCCACCAGCUGCACGCUCACAUACACACAGCCAAGCCAUUUCAGCACACCUCACUUCACUACACGUGUGUCAAUGCUGGAAUGCAGAGCGUCACUACAUAACACAGCGCAGCACUACACGCAUGUCAAUGGAGACAGUGUAUUCACAUCAGAGGUACACUCACACACACACACACACACACACACACACACACACACACACACACACACACACACACACACACACACACAUACAAACAGGCAGGCAGAAACACAGACAGACCAGGGUCACCAUGAUGACUCGUGAUUGGUCCUCCAGGAGGAAGUGACUUGUGAUUGGGAGUGACAUCAUUGGAGUCGGAGGGAGAAAGACUCGCUGGUCUGGACUUUAGUGACAGGGUGUUUUUGGGGGAUCACUUUGGGGUCAGGGGGGGCUGAAGGCUGGCCACAGUGCCCACUCCCACAUAUAAGAACAAACACACACACACACACACACACACACACACACACACACACACACACCCUACCAGUCAUCUUCAUGUGUACACCUGUGCCUAGUGAAAAUGAGCACUAUGUCAUGUUAGCAUUGCGCUAAUCACUGAACACUAAACAAGAAGAGUGUCCAAGUUGAGAAACAAACACACAUACACAAACACACACACACACCCUACUAGUCAUCUUCUCAUAUAGCCCUACAGUACACCUGGGCCCAGUGAAAACUAGCACUAUGUCAUGUUAGCGUGCGGCGCGCACACACACACACACACGUAACAGCUGAGGCUACUGGCUAGUUGGUGUGUAAGUGGCUUCAGUGUGGCAUGGCUGAGGGAGAUCAUUCGGCUCUGUAUAGGUGCCAGACUAGUAUAGCUUUUUAUACAAACAAUAUAUGGUGUUUACAUUAGCAUGCUACUUUAAAGGGUACCGGGAGAGGGUUUUUCAAGUUCAGGUAUGGAUAUUUUAUUUUUAUAUACACCACAUGUAUAUAUCACCACGACAACACACAAAUAUUCAAAUGGUUUCCUCAAUCGUAAUCAGCUGUUGUCAUAGUUUACAAUUCAGUGGGUUUCACAUCAGCGAUGGAUCCUUUAAUUUUGUUUUUUCUGGCUUUCUGUGAAGGAGGAAGUGAUGUCGUACUGAUGAGGAAGAGUACAGUCGCAGGACAGGAAGUGAUGUAAGUGUAGGCCUAUGUUGCCGAAGGAUACAGAAGGGAAUGAGGAUGUUGACGUUUUUGGAUUUUUAAAGCUUGGUUUUUAAAAAUCGGUGAGGACUAAGAGACGUUUUAUGGGUCGAGUAUGUUUUGUUGGUUUGCGGUGUGAUAAGACGUAGUCAGAGGUGUGGAGAGAGAGAGAUCUGGGAUUUGAAGUUGUGUAAAGUUAAAGAAAUGGAGUUGUGUCGUUGGUAUAAUCACUGUCUCCCUCUCCAGAGUUUGUGUUCAUUCUUUUUUAACUUUGGGGUUUUGGAAAUGUUUUUCUCAUGACUGGAUUUAGCUGUGCAGAGUUGUUAGCAUUGUUAAAGAGGUGGUCUAGCACACCUCACCUUGCCGCAGUCUUCUCUGGAGAGGGGAUGGGGCAUCAUGUCAGCUGCUUGGCUGUCAUAGCUGUACAAUAGGGCUAACUCUCUGUGUGUGUGUGUGUGUGUGUGUGUGCGUGCGUGCGUGCGUGCGUGCGUGCGUGUGUGUGU